Messenger RNA from Funneliformis caledonium, 494 nucleotides. The record is from the annotation of a GenBank genome assembly. Lineage: Eukaryota; Fungi; Glomeromycota; Glomeromycetes; Glomerales; Glomeraceae.
GAUUUAAAGAAGCAAUGGUAUUAUUUAGUGGAUCUAAAUAUAUUACAAUAUCACUUAUAUUUUCUACUAUAUCUCAAUUUAUAUAUGAAACUCAACCAAAUAAUAAAUUCUUAAUUACUGAAAUUGAAGGUGAAUUAGAUAAUGAUGAUGAAAAUAUAAAAAAGAUUAUAAAAGAUAAUGAGGAUUUUAUUGAAAUUUCUAAUGAAAAUAGUAAAAAUAAAAAUAAAAUGGAUAUUUUUAAUUCUAUAGACUUUCAAACCUGUGUAUUAGAUCUGCAAUUUAAAAAUUUACGAUUUAUAAUUGAGUUAACAAAGAAUAUUGUGUAUAAAGAACUUCGUGAUAUUUUUAAAGAUGAAGAAGAGGCUAUAAAAGAAAAUCAUGAGGAUAAUGAACUAUUUUUACCUUUAAUAUCGCGAUCUACACCUAAAACUUACUCUGAUUUAAAAACAAUUGAAGGUAGUGAAAAUAAUGAUGAAAAAGAAAAUCAAUUUUAA